Peronospora matthiolae is the source of this 1092-nucleotide messenger RNA. NCBI's taxonomy places the organism in Eukaryota, Oomycota, Peronosporomycetes, Peronosporales, Peronosporaceae. The record is from the annotation of a GenBank genome assembly.
AUGAAUAUGUUGGAUGAUGAAGAUGACCAAAGCUUUCACGCUACGCGUGACGGCUACUCCCAUUUGAGCGAUGUUGAAUGGGAUGCGGUUGAACGAAUGGGUUCGACCACGGGCAUCCAUGCUGUUAGCGUCAUGCUAGAGGCUCUCAAUAGAGAUGCCCAACAUGCUACUAUCGCCAAGUUCAUUCAAAAUGAACUUGACGCUGAACGCGAGAAAGUAGCCUUGCUUCACCAACAAGGUUCUCAACAAGCAGAGUUGUUGAGAGAACAGGGUGCUCAACAGUUUGAACUGUUGAGACAGCAGCAGGCUGCUGCUGGUGGGUCGAUGCACUCGCGUCGACCCGAGACCUUGAAGAUUGACAUCUCCAAGGCGCGUCGCAUCGACGAUGGGGAAAUGCAAGUUGCAUUUGCCCAGUCAAAUCUGGCAGGACGUGCCAAGACUUGGGCACUGGGGCUCAAGUUGCACGACCCAUAUGCGCUUGGGUCGUUGGAAGUCUUCAAGUCGCGGCUCAGACAAACGUUUGAACCGCCUAGAGCUGAGUUCAGGGCUCGAACCGAACUCUUGAAGCUCAAACAGGGUAAGCGUGAUGUGCACGCUUACGCCCAACAUAUACGACAUCUUACGAGUUGUAUAAGUUCCAAUCCUGUGGAUGAACACACGUUGGUUUCGGUGUUCAUGCAGGGUCUUGCGGAUGGUCCCGUCAAGACUCACCUGUUCCGGCUUGAACUAGAUUCACUAGAACAAGCCAUUUCCAUUGCUGAGCAGGAAGACUUCAGUCUGAGACAGGCUCGCGCCAGCUCGACAUCAUAUCGUCAACCGAGACGAUAUGACAGCGGAGGUCCAGAGCCGAUGGAACUCUGUUAUGUAGAGAGCGAGAAGGAUCGCUCUACAGGCUACAAGAAGUUGCAGAGAUGCAACAGAUGUCAAAAGACAGGACACUACGCUUACGAGUGUAGUGCCCCUCGUCCAGUGUCUCGCGACACUGGGCGUAGUGACCGUCCACCCAUGAGAAAGGGGCAGGGACGAGGGUCCGCUGUUGGUGCAAAGACGCAACAACAGGAUGGACCGUCAAAAAACGGACAGGAUCAGUAG